Hippocampus comes (tiger tail seahorse) is the source of this 900-nucleotide messenger RNA. Its product is annotated as granzyme A-like. The transcript is spliced from 6 exons. Lineage: Eukaryota; Metazoa; Chordata; Actinopteri; Syngnathiformes; Syngnathidae. Gene Ontology annotation, molecular function: serine-type endopeptidase activity. Bases 71 to 841 code for a protein of 256 amino acids. Gene Ontology annotation, biological process: proteolysis. The record is from RefSeq and is a predicted model, not a curated record.
GACUCAUGUCUUUGCAUCCCCCAAGAGAGUAUAAAAGGUGUGAACCAAAGUGGUCUAAGAAGAAGGCAAAAUGUUGUUGAGUGGCUUUCUUUCUGCAGCGGCUCUCCUCAUGGUUGCGCCAAACGAUGCAACUGAGAUUAUCGGCGGAAAAGAAGUCAAGCCCCACUCGUUGCCUUACAUGGCACUGCUCGUGAAAAAUAAGCCGCACUGUGGGGGUGUUCUCAUCAAUCCACAAUGGGUUCUCACUGCUGCCCACUGUAAUGAUCCAAAGAGCGUGUGGCUUGGUGUACAUGCCAUUGACAAAAGUGAAACGGCCUCCCGCCAGAUAAGAAACGUCCAAAUCAAAGUUCCUCAUCCCCUCUACGAACGUAAGAGCAAGGUCAAUGACCUUAUGUUGCUCAAGCUGGAGAAACCUGUGAAGAAAACCAAGACGGUGAAGUGUUUGGAGCUGCCCGGGAAGGCCAAAGACCCAAAGGCCGGCAGCCGCUGUUUGGUGGCCGGGUGGGGCAGGACGAGUAAUGAGAACAAGAACAUGUCCAACGUCCUCAUGUCUGUUGACGUGACCGUCAUCGACAGAAAGAAAUGCAAUUCUGCCGAGUAUUAUAACAGAAAGCCGGUCAUCACCGCGGGCAUGAUAUGUGCCGGUUCGAAUGGAAAAAAGGUGACGGACACCUGCAAAGGAGACUCAGGAGGUCCACUGGUGUGCAAAGAAACACUCGUGGGGAUUACUUCGUUCGGACCCGAGUAUUGUGGCCAGUUGAAGAUCCCCGGAGUCUAUUCAUUCCUCUCAAUGGAGCAACUUGAAUGGAUCAGAAAAACCAUCGCUGAAAAUGAAAUGUAAUUGUCUUGUCUCUUCAGUUUACAUUUCGGACCAUUUCAAUAAAGUUGAAAUGAAAAUUG